Molecule: messenger RNA, 585 nt
Organism: Pyricularia pennisetigena
Lineage: Eukaryota; Fungi; Ascomycota; Sordariomycetes; Magnaporthales; Pyriculariaceae
Exons: 1
Coding region: 1-585 (194 amino acids)
Source: RefSeq, a predicted model, not a curated record
AUGGAGUCCGACGACGAUUAUAGGACCCUAGGCUCCUUCAACAAGUAUCUCAAAAUCAUCAAGGGCCGAGACAAUCCCCACAGCGCAGUCGACGACAGGACAUCACCUCACCCAUGCGCCCCAACCACUCUGUCAUCGGCGAGCAAGCCGACGAGUACCAAGGACAGCCAGAUGUCGACACGUUCGCACCGCAGCUCCAUCUCGUCGACAGUCUCGUCCACCAUCACUGACCUGAGCGACGGCCGGCCGGGUCUGAGGGACCGCAACUCGGCCAUUGCGUCGUCCUCCUUCUCGUCGUCGACGAGUCUCGAGUCGAACCGCACAACCUCGCUCGCGGAGCUCCAGCGUGACCCACUCUUGAGGGAGUUCCCCAAACCGCCUGACCAGGUCGAUAUUGAAGAGAUGCUCACCAGGCCGCCGGGCAAGUGGUCGCUCGGCCACUACUUCAACAAGUCUAGGCAUGCUGCUAAGGAGACGACGCUGAAGCCGACGCUGGAAGAUCGAAAGGGCGAGUUGGAAGAAGCAAAGAAGCAGUUGAUUGCGGCGAGGAAUGAGAUUCGGCAGCUCGGAACGAGACGUCCCUGA